Mustela lutreola (European mink) is the source of this 3666-nucleotide messenger RNA. RefSeq names its product zinc finger protein 782 (gene ZNF782). Lineage: Eukaryota; Metazoa; Chordata; Mammalia; Carnivora; Mustelidae. Gene Ontology annotation, molecular function: DNA-binding transcription factor activity, RNA polymerase II-specific; RNA polymerase II cis-regulatory region sequence-specific DNA binding. The record is from RefSeq and is a predicted model, not a curated record. Bases 92 to 2233 code for a protein of 713 amino acids. The transcript has 5 exons. Gene Ontology annotation, biological process: regulation of DNA-templated transcription.
GGCAGCCAUAGCUCCGCCUCCUCAUUCGUCUAAUCUUGGACUGCAGGAAAGCGCUUUGAGAGAACCCCCGGGUCUACUCGGAAAGUAAAGGAUGAGAGCAUGCGCUGAACCACAGUUCUCUACACUCUCCCAAGAUCCACAGAAAAUGAACACACCUCAGGCAACAGUGUCAUUCAAGGAUGUGACUGUGGAGUUUACGCAGGAGGAGUGGCGACAGAUGGACUCUGCUCAGAGGACCCUGUACAGAGAUGUGAUGCUGGAGAACUAUAGCCACCUCGUCUCAGUGGGGUACUGCUUUGCAAAACCAGAACUGAUCUUCACAUUGGAACAAGGAGAGGAUCCAUGGUUAUUAAAGAAAGAAUUUCUAAGAAAAAGCUCCCCAGAAGACUCCCAACCUAAUCAACAUUCAGAGAAGAGCCUAGAAAACCAAGGCAAAUAUUUGUGGCAAGUUUUGUUCACCAAUAAAUCAUUGACUACAGCAGAACCAUGUAAUCUGGACAUAAACAUUUUACCUGCAAGAACAAUGCCCUAUAAAUUUGAUACUACAGGGCCUACCUUCCUGCAUCUCAGCUCAUUGGCCCCACACUAUCAAUAUUCAAGAAAGAAGGCUCAUAAGCUUACUGAGAAAUGGCUUCUUAGUAUUAAGGAGGGCAGAACUAAUACUAGUGAGAAAUCACUUGUCUAUAGUAAAAAUGUGAAAUCCUUCAGUCAUAAAGAGAAAGUCAUUCAGCAUCAGGCAAUUCAGACUUUGCAGCAAGCUUCUGAGUACAACAAAUGUGGAAAAGCUUUCCUUGAACAGACUGCUCUCAUUGCAUCUGAAAGUAUCCACCCAAAAGUGAAAUCUUAUAAAUUCAGUAAAUUUGGGGUAAAACAAUGUGAUAAAACAACUUUUAUAGUCUCUCAUAGCAAUAAUCCAGAAGAGAAGAGUCAUUGUGAAUUUAAUGAAUAUGAAUGUGCCAAAAACAGAAAUAAUUUCAGUAGGAUCAUGCAAAGAACUGACACAGAAGGGAAACCUUUCAGCCAAAAAUCACACAGAGAACAUCAGAAAAUUCAUAUAGGAGUGAAACCCUUUGAAUAUGGAAAGAAUUUCAUCCAUAAUCCAGCCCCUCCAGUGCAUCAGAGAACUCACACAACAGACAAAUCCUCUGAUUAUGACACAUGUACAGAGACAUUAGGUUGCCAGUCAGCUUUCAACAUACAUCAGAGAACUCACAUAACACUGAAACCCUAUGAAUGUAAUGAAUGUGGAAAACCCUGUACUAUGAAUUCAUUCCUGAUUCAACCUCUGGAAGGUCACACAGGGGAUAAAACCUACGAAUGUCAUGCAUGUGGGAAAGCUUUCAGUGAGAAAUCACGCCUAAGAAAACAUCAAAGAACUCACACAGGAGAGAAACCUUAUAAAUGUGAUGGUUGUGAGAAGUCUUUCAGUGCAAAGUCAGGUCUAAGAAUACAUCAGAGAACUCACACAGGGGAGAAACCCUAUGAGUGUAAUGAGUGUGGGAAGUCUUUCAACUAUAAGUCAAUCCUCAUAGUACAUCAGAGAACUCACACGGGGGAGAAACCCUUUGAAUGUAAUGAAUGUGGGAAAGCUUUCAGCCACAUGUCAGGCCUAAGAAAUCAUCGGAGAACACACACAGGGGAAAGGCCGUAUAAAUGUGAUGAAUGUGGGAAAGCUUUCAAACUGAAGUCAGGUCUAAGGAAACAUCAUAGAACUCACACAGGGGAGAAGCCCUAUAAAUGCAAUCAAUGUGGGAAAGCUUUUGGUCAGAAAUCACAACUCAGAGGACAUCAUAGAAUUCACACAGGGGAGAAACCCUAUAAAUGUAAUCAUUGUGGGGAAGCUUUCAGCCAGAAAUCAAACCUCAGAGUGCAUCACAGAACUCACACUGGGGAGAAACCCUAUAAAUGUGAUGAGUGCGGAAAAACUUUCAGGCAAAAAUCAAAUCUCAGAGGACAUCAGAGAACUCACACAGGGGAGAAACCCUAUGAAUGUAAUGAAUGUGGAAAAGCUUUCAGUGAAAAGUCAGUCCUAAGAAAACAUCAGAGAACUCACACUGGAGAGAAACCCUAUAAUUGUAAUCACUGUGGAGAAGCUUUCAGCCAGAAAUCAAACCUCAGAGUACAUCAGAGAACUCACACAGGGGAGAAGCCCUAUAAAUGUGAUAAGUGUGGGAAAACUUUCAGCCAGAAAUCCAGCCUUAGAGAACAUCAGAAAGCCCACACAGGGAGUUGAACAUCUGAACGUAAAGAAUAUGGAAAAACUUUGAGCCAGAAAUCAAAUCUCACAAUAUAAAAGAGAAAGAGAACCCUGUGAAUAGAAUAAACUAUUGCAAGUUCCUCUGCAAGAUACCAAUCUUCACAAACAUCAGAGAAUGUACACAGGAGAGAAAUUCUUGGAAUAUAUUUUAUAUGGGCAGUCUUUCAUACAAAGUACAGUCCUCAUUAUGGAUCAGAGAACUCACCCACCAAAGAAAUGAAAUUACAGAAAGAAUGAAUGUAAGAAAUACUCUGUACUCAAUCCUCAGAAAACUCACACUGCAGAAAAGGUCUGGGAAUGUAAUAAAAUGUGAAAACUCUGCAUCAAUUAUCAAAAUAUACUCAUCAUCAGAUAAAUGAUACAAUAAGAAAACUGAGAGUGUAAUAAGUGUUUGAUAACUUUUAGCCAAAAGCCACCUUCCUCAGUACAACAGAAAAUACAUAGAGGUUAUAGACCUCACACUAUUUCAACACAAACAAAAAACAAGGUAAUGGAUGUGGGGAAUUUUUCUAUUAUAAAUCAGCCCUCAGUUUGACUUACACAGAAGUAAUCCCCAUAUGCCAUAUGUCCAAAUAUGUCUAAAUCCCCAUAUGCCAUAUGUCUAAAUUUCUCAACCAGUGUCAUCCAAAUGGUGUCAUAUUAAUAACCUCUGGCUAGUAGGAUGUGGGUGUCAUUGACCAGUCUCAUUUAAUACAUUCCUCGAAUUAAUGUUUUCUACUGUCCCUUAUUAGAAUGGAGUAGAGAUUUCUCCCAGUGAAAUCGUGGGGCUCAUGCACUGAAGAUGGGAGAGUACAAGACGGAAGGAAACAGGGUAAAAGAGUGACUGGAAUGGAGUUUUUUCCUCCAUGGAACCAGUCUUUUUGCAGCAAGGAUAUAAAUUUGUUACUGAGUUUCUACAGGCUUGAGUACACUCUAUACUGACAUAUACUCACCAAACCCUCAACUAAUAAAGCCUAGGAAUAUGAUUUCUGUGGAUAUCUAAACUCAACAUAUAUCAGAAACCUGACAAAGGAGAAACCCCUGACAAUAUCCUGAAUGACAAUAGUUUUUAUCCACAACUCCUCCUCAUCAGUCAGGUAAAUACCAGUGGAAGAAACUCAACAUUUCAACAUAUGUAGGAAAUCCUUUACCAAAAAAUAAUAUCUCAUCAAAUAUCUGAUAAUUGAAUUGUAAACAUAUGAAAGUUUUCCAACAGGUUGUCAAAUUUUAAUCUUUCUCAGAAUGUGUUACAGGGGGAGAAUCUAUCAAUUUGAGAAAGGUAAGUAAUAGCAUCUACUUAGAAAUUGUUUCAUAAAACAAUUGUUACAUAUGUAUUAUGAAAACAGUUAAACAUAACAAUAUUGAUAAUGUAGAAUUCACUAGAAUAAGAAGCUUUAAAAAGAAAUAAAAAAUAAGUUGCAUAAACUGAA